AUGCAGGUGCAGGGCUAUGAUCUUGUUGGGAUCACAGAGACGUGGUGGGAUAGCUCCCAUGACUGGAGUGUUGCAAUGGAAGGAUACAGUAUUUUUAGGAAAGACAGGCCAGGAAGACGAGGAGGAGGAGUUGCUCUUUAUGUGAGAGACCAGCUGGAAUGCAUGGAGCUCUGCCUGGGGAUGGAUGAGGAGACAGCUGAGAGAUUAUGGGUAAGGAUGAAAGACAAGACAGGUAAGGGUGGCAUUGUAAUGGUUGCCUGCUAUAGGCCGCCUGAUCAGGAAGAACAAGCGGAUGAGGCCCUCUGCAGACAACUAGGAGCUGCCUCACGUUCGCAGGCCCUGGUCUUCAUGGGAGACUCUAACCACCCCAAUAUCUGCUGGAGGGACAACACAACAGGGCAUAAGCAAUCCAUGAGAUACCUGAAGAGCAUCGGCGACAACUUCCUGAUCCAAGUGACAAAGGAGCGACCGAGGAGAGGUGCUCUGCUGGACCUCAUACUCACAAACAAGGAAGGGCUCGUUGGAGAUGUGAAGGUCAAAGGCAGCCUUGGCUGCAGUGAUCAUGAGAUGGAGAAUAGCACAUUGCUUAAAAUGGACAUAAAUGGAGAGUCCAGAAGUACCAUAUCUACCCUCCCUGUACCUCUUACAGAGGUCAGUUCUGCAGGCAAAACAGAAGCAGAGAAACCACGAUGUUCCAGUACCCCCUGCUCACCAAUGCGACGGACAUUUUCAGGCUAUCAGAUCCUUCGUAUGGAUUCUAACUACCUGGUUGGCUUCACGACUGGAGAGGAGCUGCUAAAAUUAGCCCAAAAGUAUACAGGAAAUGAAGUUAAUAAAGGGGAUUCCAGGCCUAACUUGCACUCUAAACAGUUUGAUUCAGGACUUGCACGUUCCUCCCGUUUGUACAAAACUAGAAGUAGGUACUAUCAGCCAUAUGAGAUCCCAGCAGUAAACGGGAGGAGGAGGAGACGGAUGCCCAGCUCAGGGGAUAAAUGCACUAAGGCUUUACCAUAUGAACCUUACAAGGCACUUCAUGGUCCCCUGCCUCUUUGCCUUUUAAAAGGUAAAAGGGCUCACUCUAAAUCCCUGGACUACCUCAAUUUAGACAAAAUGAGCAUCGAGGAACCUGCUGACACAGACAUGCUACAAUACCAGCUCCAACACCUUACCCUUAGAGGGGACCAUAUGUUUGCAAGAAAUAACACAUGAACUAUGAACUAUAAUCUAGAAUUUAGAACCAGUUUCUGGUUAUUUCUCUGUUGCU
Messenger RNA from Gymnogyps californianus (California condor), 1264 nucleotides. RefSeq names its product macrophage immunometabolism regulator-like. Bases 1 to 1209 code for a protein of 402 amino acids. Lineage: Eukaryota; Metazoa; Chordata; Aves; Accipitriformes; Cathartidae. Gene Ontology annotation, molecular function: catalytic activity. Gene Ontology annotation, biological process: negative regulation of fibroblast migration; negative regulation of cytokine production involved in inflammatory response. The record is from RefSeq and is a predicted model, not a curated record. The transcript is spliced from 2 exons.